AAUUUAACGCGCACGGAGCUCAACCCAGGUGGGCGUGUCCGACCGCAACUAAAAGCUUCUUGUCCUUUCUCGCGCAACUGGAGACUAAUUGGAAAGUGAACAAUGGACAGAACUAUUUUGCUUUUAACUAUUUUUUGGACAGCAUUUGCAUUUAAUCUUGUAGAUGGCGACUCUGGUAACCCAGUGGUGUCUACACGCUUCGGUCUCUUAAUGGGCAGUGUGACCCGGGUGAAAGGAACUGAGCGACUAAUUCACCAGUACCUCGGAAUCCCAUUUGCCAAACCACCGCUUGGACCGUUGAGGUUCUCCGCUCCGCAGCCUCCCGAGCCGUGGACUGGAGUCCAAGAUGCGACUCAGCAGCCUGCCGUAUGUUUACAAAAUGUGGAUAUCAUGCUUAAGUUAAUAGAAGAUUUAAAAAUAACAUCCCCAAAGCCAGCUGUUUCUGAGGACUGCUUGUACUUAAAUAUCUACACCCCAGCGGAAGCAGGAAGGGAAUCAAGAUUACCUGUCAUGAUAUGGAUUCAUGGAGGAGGUUUCAUAUUUGGUGGGGCUGUUCAAUAUGACGGAUCAGCCCUUGCUGCCUAUGAGAAUGUGGUGGUGGUGGUGAUACAAUACAGACUGGGCAUUAUGGGAUUUUUCAGCACUGGAGAUGACCAUUCACCUGGUAACUGGGGCUUACUUGAUCAAUUGGCUUCACUACAGUGGAUUCAAGAAAAUAUUAAUAAUUUUGGAGGUGACCCAAACUCUGUCACUAUUUUUGGAGAGUCAGCUGGAGGAUGCAGUGUUUCAGCUCUGAUUUUUUCUCCCUUGUCCAGGGGUUUAUUCCACAAGGCAAUAUCUGAAAGUGGAGUCCUGUUCUUCCCUGGAGUUCUUACAAAAGACGUCAAACAAAACAAUAAGGUGCUUGCUAAUGUCACGGCAUGUGAUGACACGGACUCUGCAUUGUUUGUUGCUUGCAUGAGGCAAAAGACAGGAAAUGCCAUUAACGAACUGUCAACAUUGCAUUUUCACCACACUUUAAUCACAAUUGAUGGGACUGUUUUGCCAAGACCAAUUGAAGAGCUUAUAAAAGAAAAACAGUUUCAACAAAUUCCCUAUCUGUUAGGUGUCACCAAUAAUGAAUUUGGCUGGCUCCUUGCAAACUUUGCAUUUCCACCUGGAUGGCAUGAAGGGAUUGAUCGAGAAACAGUCACGAACAUUCUAAGCUCAAUACCCCAGGUGGGAGAUCAAAAGAAAAAUAUUUUUAUUGCUGAUGAGUACUUUGGAGAUACAGAGGAUCCUGAGACCAUCAGAGAUGGACUCACUGAAAUGUUUGGUGAUGUAGUGAUUGUUAAACCAACUCUAUUCGCAGCCAGUUUACACAGAGAUGCUGGUUUGCCAGUGUACUUGUACGAAUUUAGCCAUCGUCCAAGUGUGUAUGGGGAUUCAAGACCAAACUUUGUGAAAGCAGAUCAUGCUGAUGAAAUUGGAUUUGUGUUUGGAGGCUGCUUUUGGGAUGGUCACCUGAAAUUCAAUGGAUCAUUAAUGGAGGAAGAAAACCAGCUUUGUAGGACUGUGAUGUCGUACUGGGCCAAUUUUGCUCGGAAUGGGGAUCCAAAUGGAGCAGGAUUGCUCCAAUGGCCAGUAUAUGACACCAGUGAAAAGUACAUGGUUCUGAACUUAAAGCAAAGCAUUGGAAGAAAGCUAAAGGAAACACGAAUGGAGUUUCUGACAAAAACUUUGCCUGAAAAGUUGGAAAAGCUAAAACUUCCAAAUGAAGGCCAUGGUGAACUGUAGAUGUUCUGCUCUUCCAGACUACAUUUUUGGAUAUUUUUUCAAUAAAUACUACUGUAUUACACAAA
Messenger RNA from Erpetoichthys calabaricus (reedfish), 1841 nucleotides. RefSeq names its product cocaine esterase-like. Bases 103 to 1776 code for a protein of 557 amino acids. The record is from RefSeq and is a predicted model, not a curated record. The transcript is spliced from 13 exons. NCBI's taxonomy places the organism in Eukaryota, Metazoa, Chordata, Cladistia, Polypteriformes, Polypteridae.